Molecule: messenger RNA, 714 nt
Organism: Symbiodinium sp. CCMP2592
Lineage: Eukaryota; Dinophyceae; Suessiales; Symbiodiniaceae
Source: the annotation of a GenBank genome assembly
AUGUGGUGCAAGUGCUGCGAGCCCGAGCCGCAGGAGAACCUCGUUGACGUGCAACCACGUGAGAUCCUGCAGACGCCAACUCCGCAGAAGAAGGACGAGCAAGAUGCGCUUGCGGCAGUGAUCCAGGAAUCAGCAGCGCCGACAGUGGAGGUCAAGGAGGCAGCGGCGGCGUCCACAGCGGCGGCUGCGAGCACUGAGAAGGAAGACAGCCCCAGCAACCUCUUCACCGUCACACUAGACUGUCAAGGCGAUCUCGGCAUCGUGCUCGAUGACUUGGGUUCACGAGGCCUGGUUAUAGCUGCGAUGAGUGCGGGAAGUGCACGAGACGAUGGAAAGCUCCAACAGUAUGAUUGCAUCGUGUCAGUCAAUGGAGUGAACGGCGAUGUGAAUCGGAUGUGGGACAUCUUGGAGUCGCCUGGCAAGUGCACGCUGACGGUGCUGCGGCCAACCGAGAUGGCCUUCAAGCUGAAGAAGUCGGACGAGGAGCCUUUGGGAAUCCACAUGAACUUCAAAAGCUAUUCUGCGGGGAUAGUGCUGGAGGAGAUCAAAAAAGGCGGACAGUUCGACAGGUUCUUGGAUUCACUGCCUGAGGCCUCUCGUGCCCUUCCUGGCGAUCGGUUCGUGGCCAUCAACGGCACUCACCUCAAAGGUGCCGAGCUGGUCGAAGCUUUGAAGCGGGAAGCGAACUUGGAGAUCAUAGGCCUACGUUAUUGA